UAGACAGCAGUGGUAUCCCUCUCCUAAGUUAAGCAGUGUCAAACUGAACUGAAGUUGGGAACGAUUGGAAAUCCGCGUGAAACAAGUGUCUGUUCAGUUCCAACGAAACCUAUCUUAAAUUAAUCGUUCUAAAUAACCUGUGCUUUCGCAGUACUGACUGAUCUCUGUGAGAUUGCAAAAACAUUCUAUAUAAAACAUUGUUGCCUACCGUUUACCGCAAAAAUGAUGAUGCACUCGUCUCAGAAGGACACAACCUACACAAAGAUAUUUGUAGGAGGUCUUCCAUAUCACACCACGGACUCCAGUCUCAGGAAAUACUUCGAAGUGUUCGGUGAUAUCGACGAGGCUGUUGUUAUAACGGACAGACAGACGGGCAAAUCCAGGGGUUAUGGAUUCGUGACGAUGGCAGACCGGGCGUCUGCGGACCGAGCCUGCAAGGACCCAAACCCCAUCAUCGACGGGCGGAAAGCCAAUGUGAACCUGGCCUACCUGGGGGCCAAGCCCAGGGUCAUGCAGCCAGGUGAGGGGAUGGACGCGCUGGCGGAGGGCUGCGCCACACGUUUAUUUCACAGCUUGGACGACCAAGGUUUCUCAUUUGGUGUUCCUCAAAUCCAUCCAGCGUUCCUCCAGAGGCCUUAUGGGAUCCCAGCCCACUAUGUCUACCCCCAGGCCUUUAUGCAGCCAAGCACCAUGGUCAUCCCUCACAGCAUGCAGUCGCCUGCCGCCACGGCCUCCGCCGCCUCCUCCCCGUACCUCGACUACACCGGAGCGGCCUACGCCCAGUACUCGGCCGCAGCCGCCAGCGCCGCGGCCGCCGCUGCCUACGAGCAUUACCCGUACGCAGCCUCCCCGGCCCCUGCAGGCUACAUGGCUGCAGCAGGGUACGGUUACGCGGUCCAGCAGCCCCUAGCAGCCGCAGCCACCCCGGGAGCAGCCGCAGCAGCUGCAGCCUUCGCCCAGUACCAGCCUCAGCAGCUUCAGGCAGACCGCAUGCAGUAACUGACCACUAUGAGCCUGGAUAACAGAAGAGGGGGAUGCUGUAGAGAGGAGGGAGGAGGCCAUACUCACCCCCA
Molecule: messenger RNA, 1073 nt
Organism: Oncorhynchus gorbuscha (pink salmon)
Lineage: Eukaryota; Metazoa; Chordata; Actinopteri; Salmoniformes; Salmonidae
Product: RNA-binding protein 24-like
Exons: 4
Coding region: 223-999 (258 amino acids)
Cellular component (GO): cytosol
Molecular function (GO): mRNA 3'-UTR binding
Source: RefSeq, a predicted model, not a curated record